Messenger RNA from Cynocephalus volans (Philippine flying lemur), 2753 nucleotides. It is a transcript of the gene RBM8A, whose product is annotated as RNA binding motif protein 8A. The coding region runs from base 41 to 565 and encodes 174 amino acids. Gene Ontology annotation, cellular component: exon-exon junction complex; cytoplasm; nucleus. The record is from RefSeq and is a predicted model, not a curated record. Gene Ontology annotation, molecular function: mRNA binding. Gene Ontology annotation, biological process: RNA splicing. The transcript is spliced from 6 exons. Lineage: Eukaryota; Metazoa; Chordata; Mammalia; Dermoptera; Cynocephalidae.
GAGACUGAGUGGCACAGAAGAGAGCUCGAAGGAAGGCAAGAUGGCGGAUGUGCUGGAUCUUCACGAGGCUGGGGGCGAGGAUUUCGCCAUGGAUGAGGAUGGGGACGAGAGCAUCCACAAAUUGAAAGAAAAAGCGAAGAAACGAAAGGGCCGCGGCUUUGGCUCUGAAGAGGGGUCUCGAGCGCGGAUGCGUGAGGAUUAUGACAGCGUGGAGCAGGAUGGCGAUGAACCCGGACCACAACGGUCUGUUGAAGGCUGGAUUCUUUUUGUCACAGGAGUCCAUGAAGAAGCCACUGAAGAAGACAUUCACGACAAAUUCGCAGAAUAUGGGGAAAUAAAAAACAUUCACCUCAACCUGGACAGGCGUACAGGAUACCUGAAGGGGUAUACUCUAGUUGAGUAUGAAACGUACAAGGAGGCCCAAGCUGCUAUGGAGGGACUCAAUGGUCAGGAUUUGAUGGGACAGCCGAUCAGUGUGGACUGGUGUUUUGUUCGGGGUCCGCCAAAGGGCAAGAGGAGAGGUGGCCGAAGACGCAGUAGGAGUCCGGACCGGAGACGUCGUUAAGAAGUUCUCUGUUGUUCAGGUGUCCUCUCCAAGGUUUCCAUUUGACCAUGCAGCCUUGGAGAAAUAGGGCUGGGGUGCAGCUGGCUUUGUUUAUAUUUAAUCUCUUACCCUAUCUACUAAGUGUUUCUUUUGAGUUAUGAAUAAAUGUUUCAUUCUGUUUUCUACAUUUAAAAUUGCUUUCCUGUUCUAACAUUGAAAGCUCUGAAGCCCUAUUUACGAUAAGGUGGUAUAGGCCAUUGUGAAUAUACUUCUCCCAGGGACUGAGUGACUUUCUACAUUAGAUAUAGUCUCAGUUGUCAGGUAUGGUUAAAGUAGAGACACUGCUCAGUAUUUCUUUUUCUUGGAAGCUAAGAGUGUAGGGGUAGAGGUGAGACAUUCUUAUGGUAUUUGAGAUAAUCUGUUUCUAUGUACUCUGUUGUGAGCAAAUGGAUGUUAUAGGAAUGUCUCUUUUGUUUCUCCUGCCCUUCUUGAUGUCACAUCUGUUUGUAGGUCCAGCUUUCUGAGGGCUUGAAUCUCUUGUCGGGGCAUUCUCCCAGACCCUUCUUCCCUGGAGGAGUCUAUACUAAGUUCUUGGUGCCCCCUUCGGCAGCCAAGGGUGAAGACCCCGUAGAGGAGAGGAUCCAAAGGAGAACUGAGGAGGCCAAAAAGGAAAAGGAUGUGGCUGAGGCUGGGAGAGACUUCAGUUAGCAUGGUGGGAGAGAACCAAUACCACAGACCCAGUAGGUAAUACGGUGUCCAGCAGAGAAUGAAGGUCGGCCAAUCACAGGGCCUGAAGACAAACAUGGGGGUGAUUGUCUAAGGAGCGGCAGAGAGCAAAUUCACCGGCAGGGGCUGGGAGUUUAGAAAAUAUGCUCAAGUUGAGAACCACUCAGCUUCUGAAGUGAGUAUAGGACGGACUGAUGGAAGGCAGAGAUAGCGAGAUGGAACUCUCCCUCUAUAAGGAGGAGAAUAUUGCAAACCCUCUUCCCCUUCCCAGCCUGAGACUAUAUAAUUCCCCUCCCCCCAGGGAUUAUGACAAACAUUGGAGAAAAUUUUUUUUUUUUUUAAUAGAAGACGACUGGUAAGGGGAUCUUAACCCUUGAUUUGGUGUUGUCAGCACCACAUUCUCCUAAGUGAGCUAACCGGCCAUCCCUAUAUAGGGAUCCGAACCCGUGGCCUGUAUGUUAUCAGCACCACACUCUCCCAAGUGAGCCAUGAGCCAGCCCGAGAAAAUGUUUUGAUUGAGAUGCUGUGUUAUAUGAAGCCACCAAACUUACAUUAAGACUUAAUGGUGUUAAAGAAUAAUAAAGGAGAAUAUUGAUCACCUUUCUACCUAAUCCUUGCCCAGCUAACUCUAUUUGGCUAGAGGCUGUUUAGAAUUGAAGGCAUUCAAUAAAAUGAUUUCUAGCAUCAGGAACUAGAGGUAUGGUUAGUAUCUUAACUUUGAUUUAGUGAUUGACAGAUAACUACCAGGUAGGUAGGUAAUUAAAUGAUGCUAAAAGCAACAGUUCUGGGGAUAAGGAUUAAGGACUGGGACUUGGAGUCUCACCAUGGCUCCCCUUCCUUGUCUGGGCACUGUACACACUGAGGACAAUGCGGCUGUAGCAGACGGCCAUGGCAGUCAGCGGCAGCAGAAAAAGGCAGCAGAAGGUGAAGAGGUUAUAGGUGGUUUCUUACCAUCAAGCCUUGAAGCUGCCUUUGGUGACACACUGAGUGAAGGGGACUGGGCCAGGUUGUUGGACAGUAUGGAACAGGAACAGCUGAAGUGGAAUUUAGGACUAUUAGAAAUGGUUCCCCCAACCUACCCACCCAAUUCUGUCUUCUCCCAAUUCAUCCAUAAUUCCAUGUGGAACAGUGGAGUGUUGGCUAAAGGUUCAUUCAUGGUGCCAUUUAAAAAAGGUUAGAAAUGCAUCUUGAAAAUGCCUAUCUUCCCCUUAUGCUUAAAUAUGGCACUGAUCAUUAAGUUUGUUAAAUCCUGGAACUUGAAAGAAUCCUGCCUUCUUAAGUACUGUUCUAGUAUCGCACCUUAUAAAAGGAUGCUAUCUUUACCCCCUCACCCACAUUUUUAGCUGAAAUGAUUUUCCUGGUUUGUCUGUGAUAAAUUCUGUUGAAAAAGAAAUCUUGUAUAAAAUGGGUGCUACUAAAAUUUCAGGCCGUUUUACAGCCAUUCUGAAGUGACCUUUAGUAGGCUUAUGUACAAUAACUAUAA